UCUUGCUUCGGUCGUGAGCCUUCCGAUACAACGCCUCAAACUCCUUGUUCUUGGAGACGAGAGGCCGCCCUGACAGCACAACUACCUACCUUUUCCCUCACAGUGUUUUGAACGGGUCGGCAACCGUUAACCAACGGGAUCUUUUGUUUUCGUCGGAGCCGACUCCCUAAAUAUCCCCUGGGUUUAUUUGAUUCUCUUGUGUGUAUCUUACCAUGGCGGCGAGUGCGAAGCGAAAGCAAGAGGAGAAACACCUGAAGAUGCUCAGAGAAAUGACGAGUUUGCCUCCCAACAGAAAGUGCUUUGACUGUGACCAGCGCGGCCCAACCUAUGCCAACAUGACAGUGGGCUCAUUCGUCUGCACCUCCUGCUCUGGCAUUCUACGAGGGCUCAACCCACCCCACAGAGUCAAGUCCAUCUCUAUGACAACCUUCACACAACAGGAAAUCGAGUUCCUACAGAAACAUGGCAAUGAGGUAUGUAAACAGAUCUGGCUUGGCCUUUAUGAUGACAGAACCUCCUCAAUACCAGACUUCAGAGAACCUCAAAAAGUCAAGGAGUUUCUUCAAGAUAAAUAUGAGAAGAAGAGAUGGUAUGUACCACCUGACCAGGCCAAGGUGGUGGCGUCGGUCCAUGCCUCCAUUUCUGGCUCUUCAAACAGCAGCACCAGCAGCACCCCAGAGGUCAGACCGCUUAAAUCCCUGUUGGGGGAGUCUGCACCUGCCCUCCACCUCAGCAAGAACACCCCUCCUAAUCAGUCUCCAGUGGUGAGCCGUGGGCAGGUGCAUCAGCCGCAGUUCCAUGACAAGAAGUUUGACCUCCUCAGUGACCUGGGUGGAGACAUCUUUGCUGCCCCGCCCAAUCAGAACGCAGGCACCAGCACCGGUUUCGCUAACUUUGCACAUUUCAACAGCCAUCCAACAGCACAGAAUGCCAAAGCAAACGCAGACUUUGCAAACUUUGAUGCGUUUGGGAGCACUUCUGGGUCAACAGGUGUUUUCCCCACUGCACCCCAAGCCCAGUUCCAACCGUCAAAUACAGCGUUCACUGUACUCUCAUCCAGCCGCAGUGUGGGUGAGUUUGCCACUGCUCUGCCUGUCCUGAGUGCACACAGUAGCGCCUCAGGGGGACUAGCAAAUGCCAAUUUUGCAAAUUUUGACAACUUCCCCAAAUCGUGUAGCGCUGACUUUGGAUCCUUCAGUUCCUCCUCCCAGAGUAACUCCACAGGAGCUGCCAGAGAUGCUGUAGAGAGUACUAGCGUCCCUGCUGAUAGAUACGCAGCCCUGGCUGACCUGGAUAACAUGUUUAGCUCUGCCAAAACGGAGCAAGGAGGUGGUGUUCCUGGCGGUGUGAACUCAGCCGCAGCAUCAACGGGUGCUAGUGGUCCGCCUCAGAGCCAGUCCACAGCAUCAGCCAUCGGGGACCGCUAUGCCGCACUAGCUGAGCUUGAUAAUGUCUUCAGCUCGUCAGCCCCUUCCACUACUGUUUACAACACCACUAGCACCUCACAAGGGGGGAUGUUUGGUUCAGGGACUGGGGUAUCAACAGCCCAGGCACAGCAGGCUUUGCCCAAUAUGGCCCAAGGUUUUGCAGCUCCAUCGACUAACCCUUUUGUUGCUGCUGGAAUUGCCCCAGCAGCAGCUCCCACCAACCCUUUCCAGAGCAAUGGGAGAGCAGCAGCUGUGGCCGCAGCAGGUGAUGGGCAAGGCUUGAUGGGGGUUCCUCAUGGGCAGGGUUAUCCUCCCACUCAUUUUGCCACGUUUGGCCCAGGCUCCAUGAGCAUGCCAGCUGGAUUCGGGAAUGCUGCAGCCUACAACCUCCCUACCAGCUUUAGUGGAACCUUCCAGCAGCCCUUUCCUGGCCAGCCCCCCUUUCCCCAGCCUCCAGCAUAUCCCCAGCAACCUAACGGUGGAGGAUUUUCAGCCUUUGGCCAGGCCAAACCUGUUGUCACUCCUUUUGGACAGACUAUGGCUGGACCUGGCGUCUCCAGCAACCCCUUUCUAGGUGCAGCUCCAUCUGCACAGUAUCCAGCAGGAGGCUCUUCGACAAAUCCCUUCUUAUAGCGCUCCAUCCAAUCAACACCACUACAGGGUCAACAACUGGCGUGCUUGCACCUCUUGCACUGUUUCGUUUCACAAGUAGCUUUAAAAACACAAUGUUUGUAAGAAUUUGUACUUUCUAUUGCAAUUUGACACAAAUGCAACAAUAUGAAAGACUCAUGCUGACAGUGUCUGUGGCAACAAAACAAAAAGUGAUCUUGUGCUCAGAGCUAGAGGUAAGUCCCCUCUUCUCUAUUGAACCUGUGAAAUGGCCUGGCCUCUACUGAGCCACAAUGUAUAAUCAAACUGGCUGAUAACUAAGUUAUUGCAAAUAUCCCAUUCAUUAUGCUGCAAUUCUGUACAUAGUUUUUUUUUUCUUUGAGGAAAUUAGCUCUUUGUGCAUAUCAGUAUUUGUAUCUAACACACACAUGGUUUGUUAAAACUGAACUGUUACUUGGAAAAACUGAUGGGUACUGCUAGUUACUGUAUUUGUAAAGAACCAAACAAUUUAUUUGUGCAGUAUCGUUUUAGGUGAGCUGUUUUUACUGAUGAAAAGAGAAUGCUUACUCUGUUCAUGAGAUGAAAGAAAGUGUGAGUGCUGCAUCAGGGAAGGGUGAGGGAUUCCUUUCUCUGUCAUACAUUGCCCUGCUGACAGGGGCCCAGAUUCAAAAUGCCUCUGGGCCACAGUUAACCAGGCCCACAAUGCUAACCAGAAUGGAUGAUGAACUGAAAACCACUUACAUCGGGUAUUAGAGAAUUUUAAGUUAAUGUGUAAAUAUCUAUAUAUUAAAAAGAAUUUUAAUUAAGAAGAAA
Messenger RNA from Myripristis murdjan (pinecone soldierfish), 2849 nucleotides. RefSeq names its product ArfGAP with FG repeats 1a (gene agfg1a). Bases 213 to 2060 code for a protein of 615 amino acids. Gene Ontology annotation, molecular function: GTPase activator activity. Gene Ontology annotation, biological process: spermatid nucleus differentiation; intermediate filament organization; acrosome assembly. The transcript has 16 exons. Gene Ontology annotation, cellular component: cytoplasmic vesicle; membrane; cytoplasm. The record is from RefSeq and is a predicted model, not a curated record. NCBI's taxonomy places the organism in Eukaryota, Metazoa, Chordata, Actinopteri, Holocentriformes, Holocentridae.